AUGGCGGACGACCUGAUCCAGAACUCCAUGGCUGGCUCACAGCCUGUGCCGGCCAACUUCGACGCCAGUGACGCAGACAAUCUCGAAGACAUUGAAAAGCAAUUUGCAGUCAAGGCCGUCCAACAUUUAGAGACGUACUGGGCCAUUCUUGAAAAGGUCAAAGGCAGCACCCUGCGACUGACCAAGAUUGACGAUGAAAUCUACGAGCAUCUCUGCAAGGACUUCCCUGAAUUCGACCCGGCCGAGACGAUAGACGAGAGCAAGCUCAAGAGCCCUACGGGAAAGAAGCGAUGGCGUGACUUCAUGAUGGCAUACGAGAAGAAAGUCGAUGACUACAGCUUUGGAACAAUGCUGCGGACAAGCCCGAAGGAGGAGUACACACAACACGGGACUAUCUUUGUACCGCGUAUGCAGUUUUACGCUGUAGAGAUUGCGAGAAACCGGAAGGGACUGAACGAUUGGAUCUAUGAAAAGACCCAGGCGGAGAAGGCGGAGACGAAGUAG
Molecule: messenger RNA, 504 nt
Organism: Diaporthe amygdali
Lineage: Eukaryota; Fungi; Ascomycota; Sordariomycetes; Diaporthales; Diaporthaceae
Exons: 4
Coding region: 1-504 (167 amino acids)
Cellular component (GO): cytoplasm
Source: RefSeq, a predicted model, not a curated record